Messenger RNA from Asterias rubens (European starfish), 2353 nucleotides. RefSeq names its product WD repeat-containing protein 37-like. Lineage: Eukaryota; Metazoa; Echinodermata; Asteroidea; Forcipulatida; Asteriidae. The transcript is spliced from 13 exons. Gene Ontology annotation, molecular function: protein binding. The record is from RefSeq and is a predicted model, not a curated record. Gene Ontology annotation, cellular component: preribosome, large subunit precursor. Bases 176 to 1642 code for a protein of 488 amino acids.
GAAGACAGCCAAAUUGAUUUCCUCAACAACUGGAUAAAAAGUAAUACUGCCCUCGUCUAAAAAUAAACAUUUUAUUAAUAGUAGAAAAAAACGGAAGCAGCUUUUAACACAAGAGUAAUUUUUGGAUCCUUUACUUUCAUGCCUCUCGACCCUGGUCGAAGAAGAAGUUGUAGAAAUGCCAACAGACCAAGGAAGUGUCAAGAAGACCACCAAGCAACGCUUGUCCAUCCAGCGUAUGCGAGACAAUGAGGCAGCAGGAAGACAGAGAGGGUUGGAUACAGGCGACAGCAUCCUCCCGCAGGCAUACCACACUCGCCUCUUUAAGCUGUUUGGACAGAUAGAGCAUGAAUUUGAGGGAAUGUAUGCAGAAAAUCUCCAGUUGCAGGAUAAAGUGGAGGCAUUAACAGAAAAGUUGGAGGCGUUCCAGAGUGGGAAAGUCCCAAUUGUUGAAGGUGCUGAUGGUUUUGAUGGGCCUGCUCGACUAAGCGUCAGGAGCAAAGCAUCCACCCAGCUGUCCAAUCUGAUCAUGAAGCCAAAGUACAAACCCACAACAGGCAAGAAUGUCUUUAGCUUCAAGGGAGCGAGUACCUCUGGAUGUCAACAAAUGCGCCACUUCAGAGGUCACCGAGAUGGAGUUUGGGAGGUCAGCGUGUCCAGAGGGGACAUGCCAUUACUUGGAACAGCUGGUGCAGAUCGCACUGCCAGACUGUGGUGUAUUGAAACGGGAGCGUGCGUCUUGGAGUAUGUGGGCCAUCUUGGUUCUGUUAACUCUAUUCGGUUUCAUCCAACAGAAUCCUUGGUUCUUACAAGUUCUGGUGAUAGCACAGCCCACAUUUGGAAAUCUACUGUUACAUUGCCGCCACUCAUACACCAAGUUACUGACGUCAGUAAAUCGUGUCCAUCCUCUGGCGAUGAUGUUGAUGGAUCAGACAAAGAAGAGCCAGACGUUGGUGUGGAGAAUGAGAACAUCGUCUAUGUGAAGUCCCCCCAGUCACAGCUGGAGGGGCACUCUGGUGCAAUCAUUGCCGCUGAUUGGCUGGCUGGCGGUAAACAGCUGGUCACAGCAUCAUGGGAUAGGACGGCCAACUUGUACGAUGUGGAUACCCGUGCUAUUGUCCACACACUCACAGGUCAUGAUCAGCAGUUGACUCAUUGCUGUGCCCAUCCUUCUCAGAAGCUGGUGGUUACGUCCUCGGCCGAUACAACUUUCAGAUUGUGGGAUUUCAGAGAUCCGAGUAUCCACUCCGUUAACGUCUUCCAGGGACACACAGACUCUGUUACCUCGGCUGCCUUCGCAUCCGGCGACAAAAUUGUGAGUGGAUCUGACGAUCGAUCCGCCAAAGUAUGGGACCUGAAAAAUAUGAGGACCCCGAUCGCAAUGAUUAGGUCUGACUCGGGCAUCAACAGGUUGUCGGUGUCUUUGACUAAUAAUGUGAUUGCUAUUCCACAUGACAAUCGUCAUAUUCGUCUGUAUGAUCUGAAUGGAGUACGACUUGCAAGGAUGCCCAGAAACAAUAGAAUGGGCCAUCAUCGUAUGGUGUGUUGUACAGCUUGGAACGAUGAGUCGUCCUCAUGUAAUCUUUUCAGCUGUGGUUUCGACCGACAGGUGAUUGGCUGGAAGGUUGGUAUCCUAGCAACCUAGUUAUGAUUGACCAACCAGGGAGCAGCUUUUUACUUGUACGUGAUUGGUUGACACACUGAUGUUCUAGCCGUGUUGUUGUAAAUGGACCAAUGAGCGCGUGGCUGUUGGGGAUCGAUGGGUGCAGUAUUGGUGUCCAAGGAAAGUAAUUAUAUUUGACCAAUUACAUAUGUACAGCUAUGUUGUUGUUUGGCAGUUGUUUAUUGUAACAUUGUUUAUCAAUCAACAAAGAACAUCAUUCACUGAAAUGCUACACAAUUUAGCCAGUUGCAAAUUAAAUUUGAAUAGUGUUUGUUAAUUAACUUGCCUGGGUCACAAUUGGAUGCUUAACAUUGACCAAACUCGCAAUCAAACAAGUCAUUGUACUGGACAUUGCUAAAAGGUUAAAGAGCAAAUGGUUUGAAUACUGCUCUUGUUUCUUUCUGUUGUGAGUAAUUUUGGACAAAGUAUUUUGCAAAACAUCCAAAGCAUUUGAUGGUUUUGCUCGUUGUGUUUCACGUACAUAUUAGAAACCCCUAUCAUGUGUGCCUUGUAGAUACUAGAUCAAAUCUGUAUGUCAGUUUGGGAGGUCAUAUUGCACAAUUUUAGGUUUGCAGUUUGUUUACACCGUAUGAUUUUGACCCCUCCCCCUUUUGUUAUUGGUGCAUUAAAGCCAUUGGACACUUUCGGUAAACAGUAUUGUCCAAGGCCCACACUUCGUGUAUCACACUUUAU